AUGGCUUCCGCCUGGUGCUGGAGCUGCCUCUCGAGGCUGCGCCCGACUCCGCGAGCAGUCCUCAAUCCGCCGUCCGCCAUUCCCCGGUUAACGAGUGCUCCCUUCCACUCGUCUGCCGUGCAAUAUGCUCCGCCGCUCAAGAAGAAGUCGAACAGCAUGACCCAAUUGAAGUACCGACAAGGCCAGACUCUGCGGAGGAAGAAGAAGAAGCACGUUGAGAAGGCGCGUCCUCCGGCUCCCGGCGAGCGCAAGGCGCUGCGGAAACGCAUUGUCUUGAGUAACCCAAAUGCUUUGGAGGUUGAUGGUAUGCAGGAACUUUCGGCUGAGACUAUGAUUGAUGCCCGACUUCGCGGUUCCGUGCUCGGUCUGCCUGUCCCCAUGCUGGACCAGUUGAGGGCUGUGCAGGCUUUCAAGCCAAAGCAGGGUUGGUCUAUAUUCCGUCGCCCUGGUACGAUUAUGCGUCGCGAUACUCUUGAGAUGGGUCGGGCAUUCGACAAGAUCACUGGUGGUGAUGCUCCCGAGAAGGGCAAGGUUAUCAAGAAGGUCCUUACUGGUAUGAAGGGCUCUGGAAAGACUGUACACCUGCUGCAGGCUAUGGCUAUGGGUUUCCUGAAGAAGUGGGUUGUCAUUACCAUUCCCGAAGCCCGCGAUCUUGUCUCUGGUGACACCGCCUAUGUCCCCGUCGAGGGCACCAAGCCCACCCAAUACAUCCAGCCCGGUGCUACGUCCGAUCUCCUGAAGCGCACCGUUGAGGCCAACCGCGAAGUUCUGUCAGGCCUUAAGGUCUCUCAGAAGCACGCCGGACUCAGCGGCCUCAAGCCCACCUCGACCCUCGAAGAUCUGGCCAAGCUUGGCUUCCAGGACCCUGCCGUCGCCUGGCCCGUUUUCCAGGCCCUCUGGACCGAAUUGACCGCCACCGCUGCCGCCCCUGGCAUGGAGAAGGACUUCCAGCCUCGUCCCCCGAUGCUCGUGGCCCUCGACGGCCUGGCCCACUGGAUGCAGGACAGCGCCUACCGCGACAUCGACUUCAAGCUCAUCCAUGCCCACGAUCUUGUCUUCGUGAAGCACUUCCUUUCUCUCCUGAGAGAAGGCCAGGCUUCCAUGAAGAACGGUGGCAUGGUCCUGUACUCUACUUCCACUUCCAACAACCCCAGUAUCUAUGCUCUCGAAGUUGGUCUUGACCAGCUGGCCGCCCGCCAAGCCGGUAUCAGCCCUACCUCCGCCGACUACCCCUCGGCCGAGGCCUACAGCAACGCGGACCCCCGUGUUCUGGAAUUUUUCAAGCCCAUUGAGGGCAAGGAACCCCAGAUGGAGCUGCAGACUCUGGGCGGUCUGACCCGCGAGGAGACCCGCGGUUACCUGGAGUACUUUGCCCGCAGCGGUCUGCUGCGUGAGCCCGUCAAUGACCACUGGGUUGGUGAGAAAUGGAGCAUGUCUGGUGGUGGUAUUAUUGGCGAGCUGGAGAAGCUGGGUCGUCACGUUCGGAACACUGCAAUUCCUACUCCCCAGACGAACUGA
Messenger RNA from Penicillium argentinense, 1518 nucleotides. Its product is annotated as mitochondrial 37S ribosomal protein mS29. Lineage: Eukaryota; Fungi; Ascomycota; Eurotiomycetes; Eurotiales; Aspergillaceae. The transcript is spliced from 2 exons. Gene Ontology annotation, molecular function: structural constituent of ribosome. Bases 1 to 1518 code for a protein of 505 amino acids. The record is from RefSeq and is a predicted model, not a curated record. Gene Ontology annotation, cellular component: mitochondrial small ribosomal subunit.